AUGCCGGGCCAGCCGAGCGGUCAAGGCCGCAGAAGGCCAGGCGGCGGUAUGCAAAUCGACACCGCAUAUCCCACACCACUGCCCAUCUACACAGCACUCGUGCUACUUGUUCUUCCCCUAGGCCUGUACUACCUGUACUCCAGGGCUAGUUCUAGAUCGAAGAACCCAGCAGCGCUCCCCGCAAACUGGCCAAUACUACACAUGUUCCCUUCCUUCGUGGCCAAUCUCCACAACUUGAAUGACUAUUUCGGCCUGGUCCUCGCCGGAUCAGGCCACAACUUCAGGGCGCACGGCCCACCAGGGAACGGGAUGCGGUUUUUGGUCACAUGUGAUACUGCCAACAUCCGGCACAUCUUUACAACGAACUACACCAACUUUUCCAAGGGUGACGAGUUCGCCGCGAUCUUCGACAUCAUGAGCGGCAGCAUCUUCACCAUUGACGGUGAGCCGGCUCGUCGGCAGCGCACGAAAAUCAAGAGCAUGCUUGGCAGCCCACGGUUGGUUACAAGGAUGGAGGCCUGGUGCCGCGACAAGGUCGAGAGCAACCUGCUGUUGUUGUUUAUGCACAGGGCGAGCACCAACACUCCAUUCAAUAUGCAAGAACUUAUGACGAGGUUUAUGUUUGACAUGGCUGCUACUCCUCUCUUUGACGUGGACCCUAGUCUCCUAUCCUGGGACAUGCCACCCAUGGACCCGGCGGUUGCCAUGGAUACAGUCAUGGAGGUGGCCUUUUUCCGAGCCAUGAUGUCGGCUUCUUGCUGGAAGCUAAUGAGGCGGCUGAACAUCGGCCCUAAGAGGAAGCUCAAGGCAGCGCACAAGGUGCUGCGUGGGUUUAUCAUGGAGAUGAUGGAGAGGAGGAAGAUUAACACAUGUUAUGUUGGCAAUGGCAAGGAACAGGAGAGUGUUGAUAUUUUGUCUUCCCUCCUUAACGACCCUGAGUAUGCAGAUAAUGACUUGCUCCGUGCGAUGAUAGUCAGCUACAUGCUGGCAGCAAGGGACACAGUUGGAACGACGUUAACAUGGAUUUUCUACAACCUCGCCCAACACCCUAAAAUUGUGUCAAUCAUCCACAAAGAACUCUCACCCAUUGCAUCACAUAAAGUAGCGGCCGGUGCGGAUGCCAUGGUGAUCUUUGAGCCGAACGAGACCAAAUCUCUAGUCUAUCUAAGAGCCGUCUUGUACGAGACUCUCAGGCUGCACCCACCAGCGCCUCUCGAGCGCAAGAUGGAGGCCGCCAAUGAUAUCAUGCCAAGUGGCCAUGAGGUGCAUACGGGCGACACCAUCUUUAUUUCUCUCUACUCCAUGGGGAGAAUGGAGGGCAUAUGGGGUAAAGAUUGCCUCAACUACAAUCCAGAUAGGUGGCUCUCGGAGGAUGGCAGCAAGCUGAGGUACGUACCAUCUCACAAGUUCUUGGCCUUCAACUCGGGCCCGAGGAUGUGCCUCGGCAAGGACAUCGCAUUUAUGCUUCUGAGGACCGUCAUCGCCUCAACUUUGUGGAACUUUGAUGUGGAGGUGAUGGAAGGGCAAAGCAUCCAGGCCAAGCCGUCUUGUAUACUGGAGAUGAAAAAUGGGCUCAUGGUUAAGCUGAAGAAGCGAGAAAUAUAG
Molecule: messenger RNA, 1605 nt
Organism: Triticum aestivum (bread wheat)
Lineage: Eukaryota; Viridiplantae; Streptophyta; Magnoliopsida; Poales; Poaceae
Product: noroxomaritidine synthase 1-like
Exons: 2
Coding region: 1-1605 (534 amino acids)
Molecular function (GO): iron ion binding; monooxygenase activity; heme binding
Source: RefSeq, a predicted model, not a curated record